This is a messenger RNA of Aphanomyces astaci, 979 nucleotides long. RefSeq lists its product as hypothetical. Lineage: Eukaryota; Oomycota; Saprolegniomycetes; Saprolegniales; Verrucalvaceae. Bases 41 to 832 code for a protein of 263 amino acids. The record is from RefSeq and is a predicted model, not a curated record. Gene Ontology annotation, biological process: phosphatidic acid biosynthetic process. The transcript has 5 exons. Gene Ontology annotation, molecular function: 1-acylglycerol-3-phosphate O-acyltransferase activity.
AUCGAUUUGGUGGCAUUUCACCAUCGCCACCAGCCUCGUCAUGUGGCAAGUCUACGCGGGCGUCGUGGCCGUGGUCGUGAUAUCCGUGGCCGUCUUCAUGAUCUACUACGAAGAGAAGAAGCACUUUGCCAACAUCGCGCACGGCAAGAUCCUCCUCUUCGGGCUCUUCUGGGUGCUUGUGAGUGCGUUGCAGUUCGCGCUCGUGCUGCCGCUGAAGCUCGUGCUCGCGCCCAACGAACUGCACAUCGUGGCGCAUGAGACGUGCCAGGUUGUUGCGCGUAGUCUGCACGUGCUCUUCUUCGGCCCCGUCGUCGUCGAAGGCCGACCCAACGCCAACCCCGACGAAGUGUACAUGAUCGUAGCCAACCACCAGACCAUGAUGGACAUCACGUCGUUGUAUUUCUUGGGCGGCAACUUUUCGUGGGUGUCCAAGAGCAUCAUUUUCCUCAUUCCUGGCGCGGGAUGGCUCAUGAAACUCGCCAACUACGUGCCGUUGACGCGCAAGAACAAGACGAGUGUGCUGCGCAUGUUUGAGCUGGCUAGGGACCGUUUUGCCAAUGGCUGGUCUGUUGUCGUGUUUCCCCAGGGCACGCGGAGACGCACCGAGUUCCUUCCGUUCAAAGAUGGCGCGUUCGACUUGGCCAUCGGCGCCAAGGUCCGCGUGCUGCCUGUGACGAUCAUCAUCCCGGACGACUUGUGGACAUGGAACCGCCUCGGGAAGGUCAAGUUGGUCAUCGGGAAACCCAUCGCGAUCGAGGACGGCAUGACCCGGGAACAGCUCAAGCAAAAAGCGUUCGACGUCGUGUUGGGCAACUUGCCCAAGGAGAAAUAGACGAGGACAAACCGACGAGGAAAUUUCCCCACCCUCCCAAAUACACCAUACGAAUAGAUUCCAACAGGAGGUUGGUUGGUUCCAUGGUGUUUGUGUUGAGCUCAUUAUUAUGGGGUAGUACUAUAUAUUAAUAGUACUUGGAAGUAC